Bombina bombina (fire-bellied toad) is the source of this 9941-nucleotide messenger RNA. RefSeq names its product filamin B (gene FLNB). The record is from RefSeq and is a predicted model, not a curated record. NCBI's taxonomy places the organism in Eukaryota, Metazoa, Chordata, Amphibia, Anura, Bombinatoridae. Gene Ontology annotation, biological process: actin cytoskeleton organization. Gene Ontology annotation, molecular function: actin filament binding.
GUUAGAGCUGGAGACUGCAGCAUUCAGUCCCAGUGCACUCUAAGCACAGCCUCCCCUCACUGCUCCUGCUCACAGCACCUUCUGCAAUGCCGGUCACCGAGAAGGACCUGGCUGAAGACGCCCCAUGGAAGAAGAUCCAGCAGAACACCUUCACCCGCUGGUGCAACGAGCACCUCAAGUGCGUGAACAAGAGGAUCGGUAACCUGCAGACCGACCUGAGCGAUGGGCUGCGGCUCAUAGCUCUGCUGGAGGUGCUGAGCCAGAAGAGGAUGUACAGAAAGUACCACCAGAGACCCACCUUCAGCCAGAUGCAGCUGGAGAACGUCUCUGUGGCCCUUGAGUUCCUGGAGAAGGAGAACAUCAAGCUGGUUUCCAUAGACAGUAAAGCUAUAGUGGAUGGGAACCUGAAGCUUAUCCUUGGGAUGAUAUGGACUCUUAUUCUGCACUACUCCAUCUCUAUGCCUGUGUGGGAAGAUGAAGGGGAUGAAGAAACUAAAAAUCAGACCCCAAAACAAAGGCUUCUCGGCUGGAUUCAGAACAAAAUACCUGACCUGCCAAUCACUAAUUUUAGCCACAACUGGCAAGAUGGGAAAGCUUUGGGAGCUCUUGUUGACAGCUGUGCACCAGGUCUCUGUCCUGACUGGGAAACUUGGGAUCCAAGAAAGCCGGUUGAUAAUGCCCGGGAAGCCAUGCAACAAGCGGACGACUGGCUGGGAGUUCCCCAGGUGAUUGCUCCUGAAGAAAUCAUUCAUCCUGGUGUGGACGAACACUCCGUCAUGACUUACCUCUCACAGUUCCCGAAAGCCAAACUGAAACCAGGGGCACCGUUAAAACCAAAACUGAACCCAAAGAAAGCAAGAGCUUAUGGAAAAGGCGUGGAACCAACUGGAAAUAUGGUAAAGAAACCGGCACCUUUUACGGUGGAGACAAUUAGCGCAGGGCAAGGAGAGGUCCUCGUAUACGUGGAAGACCCAGAAGGAAUUAGAGAAGAGGCUAAAGUGAUCGCUAAUAAUGACAAGAACAAAACGUUUUCUGUGGAGUAUGUGCCCAAAGUUACAGGUCUCCAUAAGGUUACAGUUCUCUUUGCUGGGCAGCACAUCUCAAAAAGUCCCUUUGAAGUCAACGUUGAAAAGUCACAAGGAGAUGCCAGUAAAGUCACUUCCAAAGGACCAGGCUUGGAAGCAACUGGAAACAUUGCCAAUAAACCUACCUAUUUUGACAUUUAUACAGCAGGGGCUGGAGUAGGAGACAUUGGCAUAGAAGUAACAGACCCUCAAGGGCGGAACAACACAGUUGAGGUCGCACUUGAAGACAAAGGAAAUUGUGUGUAUCGAUGCACUUAUAAGCCAGUGAAGUCUGGACCUCAUAAUGUUGGCAUAACCUUUGGAGGAGAGGCCAUUCCAAAAAGUCCUUACACAGUCAUCGUUGGAGAAGCCUGUAACCCAAAUGCUUGCCGAGCCAGUGGACGUGGACUUCAGCCCAAAGGUGUCCGGAUAAGAGAGAAUGCUGAUUUUAAGGUUGAUACUAAAUCUGCAGGAAGCGGUGAUCUAAACGUCUCAAUAAAAGGCCCAAAGGGUUUGGAUGAGCUGGUGAAGCAGGUGAACGCCUCAGAUGGAGUAAAUUCAUUUGAAUACUAUCCACUAACGCCUGGAAAGUAUGUUGUUUCAAUAACGUGGGGUGGACAUCACAUUCCUAAAAGCCCGUUUGAAGUUCUGGUGGCACCUGAAGCUGGACCACAGAAGGUACGAGCAUGGGGACCAGGGCUUUCCGGAGGUGUUGUUGGCAAAUCAGCAGAUUUUGUGGUGGAAUCCAUCGGUUCUGAAGUUGGCUCUUUAGGAUUUGCCAUUGAGGGACCAUCCCAGGCCAGGAUAGAAUGUGACGAUCAAAGUGACGGUUCUUGUGAUGUGAAAUAUUGGCCCAAGGAACCUGGUGAAUAUGCUGUUCAUGUCAUGUGUGAUGAUGAAGACAUUAAGGAUAGUCCGUAUAUGGCUUAUAUCCAGCCGGUGUCUGGAGACUUCAACCCUGACAAGAUUAAAGCUUACGGUCCUGGGUUGGAAAAAUCUGGAUGCAUUGUGAAUAAUCCUGCAGAAUUCUUUGUUGAUGCAACAGAAGCUGGAAAAGCACCUUUGAAAAUCUAUGCACAAGAUGUAGAAGGAAAUCCUAUUGAUAUCCAAACAAAAGCUAAAGGAGACGGUACCUACGCCUGCGUAUACAGUCCGGUCAAACCAAUCAAACAUACGAUUGCUGUUACGUGGGGUGGAGCUAAUGUGCCCAAAAGCCCAUUCAGGGUCAACAUUGGACAAGGAAGCCAUCCACAGCUGGUGAAGGUAUUUGGUCCAGGGGUGGAGAAAAGUGGUUUGAAAGCAAAUGAACCAACACACUUUACAGUUGACUGUACAGAGGCUGGAGAAGGUGAUGUGAGUGUUGGAAUUAAGUGUGAUGCCCGUGUUAUCAGCGAUGAGGAAGAAGACAUUGAUUUUGAUAUAAUACCCAACGCUAAUGAUACCUUCACUGUGAAGUAUACACCCCCUGGUGCUGGCCGGUAUACCAUCAAAGUGCUCUUUGCAGGAGAGGAAAUCCCCACUAGCCCAUUUAGAAUCAAAGUUGAUCCCUCACACGAUGCCAGCAAAGUAAGGGCUGAAGGACCUGGAUUAAGUAAAUCUGGUGUUGAGAACGGCAAGCCGUCCCAUUUCACGGUAUAUACCAAGGGUGCAGGGAAAGCUCCAGUAGAUGUAACGUUCAGUGGUCCUUCUCCUGGAGAUGCUGUAAAGGACUUUGAAAUUAUUGACAACUAUGAUUAUUCUCAUACCGUACGAUACACACCAAUACAGCAGGUAGGGAAAAUCAAAGUGGCUGUGAACUACGGAGGAGACCCAAUUCCUAAAAGCCCUUUCACUGUGGGAGUUGCUGCCCCACUGGACCUUAGCAAAGUGCGAAUUGAUGGACUAGAGAGUCGAGUGGAAGUUGGCAAAGACCAGGAGUUCCUCAUAGACACAAAGGGAGCAGGUGGACAAGGUAAACUAGAUGUGAAGAUUGCCAGCCCAUCUAUGAAAGCUGUACCCUGUUUGGUUGAACCAGUUCCUGGUAAAGAAUGCAGUACGGUAAAAUAUAUUCCAAAGGAAGAAGGUGUUUAUAACGUGGAUGUGAGCUACGAUGGGAAUCCAAUUCUGGGGAGUCCAUACGUGGUAGAAGCAACUUUACCCGCCCCGAGGCCAAGCCAAGUUAAGGCAUAUGGCCCAGGUCUUAAAGGAGGUCUUGUUGGGAAACCUGCAGAAUUCACAAUUGACACCAAAGGAGCGGGCACAGGAGGGCUAGGGCUAACAGUUGAAGGUCCAUGUGAAGCCAAAAUUGAAUGUUCUGACAAUGGAGAUGGUACAUGUUCAGUUUCUUACCUCCCAACUACACCUGGUGAAUAUUUUGUUAACAUCCUCUUUGAAGAAAUUCACAUUCCUGGUUCACCAUUCCAAGCUGACAUUGAAAUGCCGUUUGAUCCCCAAAAAGUGGUCGCCACAGGCCCUGGUCUUGAACAUGGUAAAGUUGGAGAAGCUGGCUUGAUUCAUGUGGACUGCUCUGAAGCAGGUCCUGGAGAUCUUGCUGUAGAAGCAGUGUCUGAUUCUGGUUCAAAAGCAGAAGUCUACGUUCAGGAUAACAAGGAUGGAACCUAUGCAGUUACUUAUGUACCACUUUUUGCCGGCAUGUAUACAUUGACUAUGAAAUAUGGAGGAGAGCAGGUGCCAAAGUUUCCUACUCGGGUAAAAGUUGUACCCAGCUGUGACACCAGAAAAAUCAAAGUGUUUGGGCCAGGAAUUGAAGGAGGAGGUGGGUAAGUAAAGCUCACAUUUUUAAAAGCUUCAACAAAUUUCACAGUUGAUUCGCGGCCUCUGACAAAAACAGGAGGAGAAGCAUAUUAAAACCAAAAUCACUAAUCCAGUCUGGGAGCAUCUACAGAUUGUCUUGUCAACACGGAUAAUGGUGAUGGGACUUACGAUGUUGAGUACACACCUUAUGAAACAGGUGUUCACACUGUAAAAGUAACAUACGAUGAUGAACCUGUUCCAAAAAGUCCUUUUAAAGUAGAAGUGACUGAAGGUUGCUUCCCAUCUCGGGUUAAAGCGGAAGGGGCCGGUCUUAAGGAAGCCUUCACCAACAAGCCUAAUGCAUUCUCCGUCAUUACAAGGGGUGCUGGUAUCGGUGGGCUGGGAAUUACCGUUGAGGGUCCUUCAGAAUCCAAAAUGUCAUGUAAAGAUAACAAAGAUGGAAGCUGCAGUGUUGAAUUUACUCCUUAUGUCCCUGGCGAUUAUGAUGUAAAUAUCACCUAUGCUGGAGAGCACAUACCAGGAAGUCCAUUCAAAGUGCCAGUAAAGGAUGUUAUAGAUCCCAGCAAGGUUAAGCUUACGGGGCAAGGAUUAGGAACUGCAGUUAGGGCUAAAAUCCCACAACAAUUUACUGUGGACACUAGCAAAGCUGGUAUAGCUCCUUUAAAUGUGACUGUGAAUGGACCUAGAGGUAUUGUAGAACCAGUUGAUAUAACAGACAAUGGGGAUGGAACACACACAGUAUCCUACACACCUACCCUUGAAGGUCCUUAUACAGUAGCUGUCCAGUAUGCAGAUGAGGAGAUUCCUCAAAGUCCAUUCAAAGUGAAAGUGCUUCCGACUUAUGAUGCAAGUAAAGUCACAGUAAGUGGUCCAGGGCUGAGUAACAAGGGAGUUCCGGCUAGCCUGCCUGUCAAUUUUGCCGUAGAUACAAAGGAUGCCGGAGAAGGACCCUUAUCUGUACAAAUAACUGACCAAGAGGGGAAGCCAAAGAAAGCACAGAUUUUAGACAACAAGGAUGGAACGUAUGCAGUGUCUUAUGUCCCAGACAAAACGGGACGGUAUCAGGUUGCUGUGAAGUAUGGUGGGGAUGAUAUUCCAUAUUCCCCUUACAGAGUUCGUGCAACACCAGUUGGAGAUGCCAGCAAAUGCUCUGCUGCAGGCCCAGGAAUCCAGUCUGCGGUAAAAACUGGGGAAGAGGUUGGUUUUAUGGUGGAUGCUAAAACCGCUGGAAAAGGAAAGGUGACAUGCAGCAUUUUAGACCCAGAUGGCUUAGAGUCUGAGGCUGAAGUAAUUGAAAAUGUAGAUGGCACAUAUGACAUCUUUUAUACCACGGCUAAAACCGGCCCGUACCUUAUUCAUGUCCGUUUUGGCGGAGUGGAUAUUCCAAACAGCCCUUUCACUGUGAUGGCUACAGAUGAAGUUCCAGUUGUGGUUCAGCAGCAGUCAGUUCAGCAGCAGUCAGUUAGUGCCUGUCCUCCAGGCUACCAGCCUUUGGUAUCGGAAACCGCUUAUUCCCCAGUGGGGUCUGUAAAUGGCAUGGGAUUUAGACCGUUUGACUUGGUUAUUCCAUUUGCUGUAAGAACAGGCGAGAUAACAGGUGAAGUUCACAUGCCGUCAGGGAAGACUGCACCGGCGGAUAUUGUUGACAAUAAGGAUGGUACAGUGUCCGUGAGAUAUGUACCCACAGAGACCGGCCUGCAUGAGUUACAUAUUAAAUGCAAUGGAACUCACAUUCCAGAAAGCCCUCUGCAGUUCUUUGUCAACUUUCCUAACACAGGGAGUGUUUCUGCGUAUGGACCAGGGCUUAUAUAUGGAGUAGCAAACAAACCAGCAACGUUCACUAUCGUAACAGAAGAUGCUGGAGAAGGGGGGCUUGACCUGGCCAUCGAAGGUCCUUCCAAAGCCGAGAUCAGCUGUACAGAUAACAAAGAUGGUACCUGCACUGUGACCUAUUUGCCAACUCUGCCCGGAGAUUACAACAUACUGGUGAAGUACAACGACACUCAUAUUGCUGGAAGCCCAUUUGUAGCCAAGGUCACAGAUGACAACAGGAGACGUUCCCAAGUGAAGCUGGGGUCUACGGCUGAUUUCCUAUUGGAUAUCAACGAAACAGAUCUCAGUCUCUUGACCGCUAGCAUUAAAGCGCCAUCUGGUCAUGAUGAGCCUUGUCUGCUGAAGAGACUCCCAAAUAACCACAUUGGAAUUUCAUUUAUUCCAAGAGAGGUUGGUGAGCACCUUGUUAGUAUUAAGAAAAAUGGUCGCCAUGUGCCAAAUAGUCCUAUAUCCAUUAUGGUCUAUCAGUCGGAAAUUGGAGAUGCCAGCAAAGUCAAGGUGUUUGGCCCUGGAUUAACAGAAGGACGCACAUUUGAGAUGUCUGAUUUUGUGGUGGAUACUAGAGAGGCAGGCUAUGGUGGACUUUCACUCGCAGUAGAAGGACCUAGUAAAGUAGAUAUCCAGACAGAAGACUUGGAAGACGGCACAUGUCAAGUCUCCUAUUAUCCCACUGAGCCUGGGGUUUACAUCGUAUCCAUAAAAUUUGCAGAUGAGCAUGUUCCAGGAAGUCCCUUCACAGCGAAAGUCAGUGGCGAGGGAAGAGUGAAGGAAAGUAUAAUGCGCAAUAGAAGAGCGCCGUCUGUUGCCACAGUGGGGGGUAUCUGCGAACUUAAUUUAAAAAUUCCAGAGAUCGACAGGCGUGAAAUGUCUGCUGAGGUCACUAGCCCUUCUGGAAGGGUCGAUGAAGCAGAAAUUGUUGACCUUGGACAGAAUACAUCUUGCGUGCGUUUUGUUCCUCAAGAGAUGGGCGUUCACACAGUGAGCGUAAAGUACAGAGGCGAGCAUGUUCCUGGCAGCCCAUUCCAAUUCACUGUGGGGCCCUUGGGAGAAGGUGGUGCUCAGAAAGUCAAGGCUGGUGGCCCUGGUCUGGAGAGAGGGGAAGCUGGAGUUCCCGCUGAAUUCAGCAUAUGGACAAGAGAAGCUGGUGCAGGUGGAUUAUCCAUUGCUGUGGAAGGACCGAGCAAAGCAGAGAUUACAUUUGAAGACCGUAAAGAUGGAUCUGCUGGUGUGUCCUACAUAGCACAAGAGCCUGGUGAUUAUGAAGUUGUCAUCAAGUUCAAUGACGAGCACAUCCCGCAGAGCCCGUUCCUGGUGCCCAUCAUUGCCCCUUCAGAUGAUGCCCGCAGGCUCACUGUCACUAGCCUUCAGGAAUCUGGAUUAAAAGUCAAUCAGCCAGUAUCCUUUGCAAUAAGACUUAAUGGAGCAAAAGGAAAAAUAGAUGCUAAAGUUCAUAGUCCCUCUGGUGCUGUGGAAGAAUGUCACGUUUCAGAACUGGAACCAGAUAAAUAUGCUGUACGUUUUAUUCCAAGGGAAUAUGGCAUGCACACUAUUGAUGUGAAGUUUAAUGGCAGCCAUGUACCAGGAAGCCCGUUCAAAGUCCGAGUGGGGGAGCCUGGGCAAGAGGGUGACCCUGCUCUUGUGACAGCCUAUGGGGCCGGCUUAGAGAGAGGAACCACCGGUAAACAGUCGGACUUUAUCAUCAACACCACUAAAGCCGGCCCUGGAGCGCUCUCGGUUACCAUUGAAGGACCAUCUAAAGUCACCAUGGAAUGUAAAGAAUGCCCCGAAGGUUACAAAGUCCUAUACACUCCAAUGGCUCCUGGAACUUAUAUGAUUGGCGUGAAGUAUGGGGGGCCCAACCACAUUCUCGGCAGUCCUUUCAGAGCAAAAGUUACAGGUCAGAGACUGGUCAGCGUUGGAGGCGCCAGUGAAACCUCUUCUAUAGUAGUAGAAUCUGUCACCAGAGCGUCAACUGAAACAGUCUAUAGUGCUCUACCCAGAUUUGCAUCCGAUGCCAGCAAAGUCACAUCUAAAGGAGCCGGUUUAUCUAAAGCGUACCUAGGACAGAAGAGCUCUUUCACUGUAGACUGCAGUAAAGCGGGUUCAAACAUGCUGUUGGUUGGUGUCCAUGGCCCUACUAUACCCUGUGAGGAAGUAUCCAUCAAACAUCUUGGAAACAAACAGUAUACAGUCAACUAUCAUGUCAAGGAAAAAGGAGACUAUACAUUGGUUGUGAAAUGGGGAGAGGAACAUAUUCCUGGAAGUCCCUUCCAUGUCACCGUCCCAUAAAUCUCCUAUUUGUUUAGCUACAAACAAGAUUAAUAUUCCAAUUAUAAUUCAGGAGAUCAUUUUGGAGAAUGGGAAAAAUUUGAAUCAAAUUUUAUAUUUAACACAUUUUUUUUUUAUAUUAGAGAAAUUACAUUUUUUAUGUGUUUUAAAUGUCCAUAAGAUAAUAUAAAAUUGUUUGUGUUCCUUUGCUGCUGGAGGUAUUAUUUAUACUUGUCAAUAUUGUUAAUUACUUUUAGUCCUCAGCAGUGAGUUCAGAAGGAAAAACAAACAAAUUAGUUAAUUUUCUAAACAUUUGUAAACAAAAACUGGAGUUGAUUUUUCAUCCUAAUUACCUGAACUACUGAUAAUGUGUGUAUAUGUUCUUUGAUUUAUUCUAAUGUUUAAAAACAAAUCAAGCCGUGUCUACUUCUAUCGGUCAUUAUCAAAAAGGUGAUAGAGAACUCUUGGUACUUUUGAGAUGUGCCUUUAUAUACUUGAUUAUUUAGUCUUAAUGCCUAAGCUACGUAAAAAGGUUAAAUUUACCACUGUCGUAACACUAUCCUUUUGUUUUUUUUCUAAUCUCUCUCAUUGUUUACAUUUUAGAAAAGGUGAAACAAACAACUUUUUUCUUGUACGGUGACCAUGACACCGUUGACUGGUACAAAGUAACAAAUUGUUAUUACAAUUAGAAAUACAAAUGAAUAACGUGAGAGAAUAUUAUAGAAUUCAAACAAACAAUUCAAAGAAAAGCUUUGACCUUCAAAGUGACUAAAUGUAAACCGUUUUUUUUUUAUGACACUACAUUGGUUGACCUCACCUUUUGGGAGAACAAACCUUGGAUAGAUAAAGUAGCACUUUGGUUAUGUAACUAAGAUUUUAAAUCUCAUUGUCUUCUCAGUUGAUGUUAAGGAACCUCUACAUGUGUUGUUUUUUUUGUUAGCUGGUUACAAAUAUUUGUAUAUCUCUUACUUAUUGUGUUUUCUGGAAUAUUGCACAUUGUACUUUCUUACAAAACACAAGGUGCUGCUGUCUUCAUAAUACAUUAACACAUUCACCAAGCCAUUUUUUCUGGGAGGGGGAUGUAUAUUUCAACGUUUAUUAGAUUUGUUCAUCAUAGGGGCUGGAUUUUAAGAUAACUCUUUUUGUAUUAUGAUAACCUAUUUCUACAAGGAUUAAAUGUAAUGUUUUACUUAGCAGAUGCCAUUUGUAAUGUUUCAAGGUGGUAUUUAUUACUGACUUCUAACUGAAUUAGUUUCACCUGGGACCCAAACAAUGUCUAUUUUUAUGGAUGGUGGAGUUUUUUUUCCUAUUUAUUAUGUUUUUUGUAAGUUCAGGAGCAGUUCUAGAGACCUUCGGUCAUCCCAGGACGCAUUCAAACUCUCCUACAAUGAAAGAAUAGAGGAAAUAAUUUCACUCUCCUAAUUAGAUCAAAUUUUUCAGCUGGUCACAAAAUUUGUAUCUUAGGGGAAAAAAAACUGUAUAAAGUGUUACAUUUAAUCUCUGCAGCAAUUCUAAGAACCAUAAUCUUUACUUCAUCGUGAAUAGUGAAUCACUAUUGUAUUUUCACAUAUUUAGAAGCAUAAAGGAUAAGAAAUAUAUCCACAGUGGUUGGGAGGAUAAAACUGACUCUAUUUUAAGAAUCAGUUAAGUACUAAAGCACAGCCACACUGAACUCACACAAUAUUAAUAAGGUUAUUAAGGUGAAAUGAUCAAAAAAAAAUGGAAAUUGAGUUUUUAUGUAAAAAAAAAAAGGUGAAAAAUCUUUUUGUCUUGUGUGUAAAAUAAUGUUGUUAUCUAAAACACAACAGCCAGAUUUAUUGUAAUAAUCUUUUCUAGAUUUUUUUUUAGUACAUUUUAAAAUGCUAUUUUUGGAUACAUUAGUUACAGAACUGAGAUACUGUAUCUGAUGCUUUUUUACUGCGCUUUGUGCCUCACUGUGAAAUUCUUCUCACUACAUUGUAAAACAAGAGAAUUGCAAAUAAACUGGAAUAAAUGCUAUAGCAUCUAAAGCGGCAUUCACAA